Molecule: messenger RNA, 1541 nt
Organism: Actinia tenebrosa (Australian red waratah sea anemone)
Lineage: Eukaryota; Metazoa; Cnidaria; Anthozoa; Actiniaria; Actiniidae
Product: phospholipid phosphatase 1
Biological process (GO): phospholipid metabolic process; phospholipid dephosphorylation; signal transduction
Cellular component (GO): plasma membrane
Molecular function (GO): phosphatidate phosphatase activity
Source: RefSeq, a predicted model, not a curated record
CGAUCAAAACCUGGAGCCUUCGAUCAUCGAUCCCCUUCAGCCCGGAUGUAUAAGGAAACAUGGCGAAUGAAGGCAAAUCUGGAGACGAACUCGCCAACGACGAAAUAGCCACCCAUGAAAAAUAUACGAGUUUUGAGAGCAAGUACAACCGUCCUAGAGCCUCGUUGAAAUGGCUCUUACUAGAUGUUGUUUGUUUUGCGGUCGUGGGUCUGCCGAUUCUUGUGCUAUUCCUUAUAGGUGUUCCUUACAAACGUGGCUUCAACUGCCAUGAUGAUAGCAUUAACAAACCAUUUAAAAAAAGCACUGUCUCCAGUCCUCUGGCUACAGCUGUUGGCCUAAUAUUGCCAGGCAUAACCUUCGUUUUGAUUGAGUAUUUUCUACAUCGUUCAAAGAAUCAAAAGGUGGCUAAUGCGAAGGACGUUGGACCAGUCAUAUACAUCGGCCCCAUCAAACUCAACUCUUUGCUUCUCAAGCUGCUUAAGAUAACAAUAGUCUUUCUAUUUGGCGCUGCAGUGAAUGUUUUGCUAACCGAUGUAGGAAAGUACGGUGUUGGUCGUUUAAGACCCCAUUUUCUUUUCGUUUGUAAACCGAAAAUGGGUGUUAUUUCAAACUGUACUGAAGGGGAGUACAUAACAGGAGACGUUUGCACGGGCGAUGAAUCUCUUAUCAGACAAGCAAGGUUAUCAUUCCCUUCCGGUCACUCGUCUUUUGCCGCAUAUACAAUGGUUUUCCUAGUCCUUUACCUGCAAGCUCGUCUCAACAUUUCCUCAAGUCUCCUGCUGAAACCAGUAUUGCAAAUAGCAGCCCUCAUCCUGGCUUUGCUCUGUGGUAUCUCAAGAGUCAGCGACUACAAGCACCACUGGUCAGAUGUCCUUUCAGGCUUCAUUCUUGGAACAAUGGUGGCAUACAUGGUGGUGUGGAAGCUUCUUAAAUGGUUCAAAAAUAUAUCUGGUGAAAAACAGAAGAUGUCUCUCAAGGACAUUGUUUAAGUAGGAUUAAAUACUAACCUUUUAAAAAGUUAAGUCAUAUGGCGAUUAAGGAAAACUGGGGGAUAACAUUAUCAUAAUAAUUUCUGUUAUCACCAGGGCCCAGUUGUACGAAGGGUGUAUAGCUUUAUCUGAUAGUUAAAUCUUAUCCAUUACCCUUCAUAAAUUUGGGCCUAGUAACAUUAGAGAAGAUGUACCCAGAGGAUCCAAAGACAUCUCUUGUCUAUCCCUUGUCCUUACUACCAUACUUGUCUCUACUAUCUGUGUCUCUUCCAUCCAGUCAUCCCCUGGCGAUUCCCAGGACAUCCCCCUGUGUCUUACAUGGUAUUUACCUGAUAAGUGACUUAUCAUAUGUUGGCAAAGAUGAUUUAGGAUUUAGGAUUUAAAAGACGGAAAAGACAGUUGUUCAAUUGACUGCAAUCUAUAUUUUACUAACGUUUUUAUUGUUUUUGUGCCGGCAGAAAGCGUAGCCUAUUCGCCAGACAAAAACGACCAAAUAGUUAACCCUAUCCCAGACUAAAAUGAUACCCUAUCCCAGACAGAAUGUCAAAAAUA